AUGGCAAUUGUAGAUUUCAUGCCGUUCUUGGCCAUGGUCAUCAUUCAAGUGGGCUAUGCAGGGAUGAACAUAACAUCAAAGCUGGCCAUGGAUAGCGGGAUGAACCCUUUUGUGCUUGUCACAUAUCGCCAGAUCUUUGCCACCCUCGCCACCGUCCCUUUUGCUCUGAUCUUGGAGAGGAAGACGAGACCCAAAAUCACAAUGCCAAUUCUGCUCCAGAUCUUUAUAUGUUCUCUCACUGGGGCCUUCAUGAAUCAAGUUUUCUUUUUCAUCGGGUUGAACAAUUCCUCGCCCACCAUCGCGUGCGCGCUGACCAAUAUCCUCCCGGCCAUGACGUUCUUGUUUGCACUGAUCUUCAGACAAGAAUCACUAGGAAUCAAGUCAAGGGCGGGGCAGGCAAAAGUGAUUGGGACACUUGUUUGCGUGGGCGGGGCGAUGCUCCUCUCAUUUUACCAUGGACGCAACAUCGGAGUUGGUAACUCGGCCAUCCAUUGGAAAUUUGCAGAGAAAAUGACAGACGAACACCCUACCAACAAAAGCAACUUCUUGGGACCUUUUUUUAUCUUUGCUAGUACUGCUGCCUGGGCACUAUGGUUCAUCAUCCAAGCGAAACUGAGUACGAAGUUCCCAGCUCCUUACACUACCACAACAUUGAUGUGUCUCAUGGCCAGCAUCGAGUGUGUGGUCGUUGGUGUAGCUGUCGAACAUCAUGUUGCUGCAUGGUCGAUAAAAUCUGGAAUCCGGCUUAUCUCAGUAGUUUAUGCGGGUUUCGUAUGUUCGGCUCUGGCAUUCUGCGUUAUGACCUGGUGCAUCGAAAGAAAGGGUCCUCUCUACACCUCGGUCUUCAGCCCUUUGAUGCUUGUCAUCACAGCUGUCCUAAGUUGGGCACUUCUUCGUGAGAAAUUGUUUGUCGGAACAUUGGUGGGGUCUAUAUUGAUCAUUGCGGGACUCUACUCUGUCCUAUGGGGAAAGGAUAAGGAGGCAAAACAAGCAAACAUCACCGAGGAGAUGGAAGCAGCAGUGAAGAAUAGAGAGAAAGAAGACUUAGAGUUGCAGUUUCAGGCACAUGGAAAUGGCGGCAAAGAUCAACAUGAUCCCAAUUAA
Molecule: messenger RNA, 1104 nt
Organism: Eucalyptus grandis
Lineage: Eukaryota; Viridiplantae; Streptophyta; Magnoliopsida; Myrtales; Myrtaceae
Product: WAT1-related protein At1g09380
Exons: 7
Coding region: 1-1104 (367 amino acids)
Cellular component (GO): plasma membrane
Molecular function (GO): transmembrane transporter activity
Source: RefSeq, a predicted model, not a curated record